Messenger RNA from Salvia hispanica, 1482 nucleotides. RefSeq lists its product as uncharacterized. Lineage: Eukaryota; Viridiplantae; Streptophyta; Magnoliopsida; Lamiales; Lamiaceae. Gene Ontology annotation, molecular function: protein binding. The record is from RefSeq and is a predicted model, not a curated record. Gene Ontology annotation, cellular component: plasma membrane.
AUGGAGAGCUUAUACACUGUAUAUAUGUGUGUGAUUAAGUGUAAGAUGCAUUCAUACAUCACUAGCUAACUUGUAUGCAAAAAAUAGAGUGAUUUAAAAAAAAAUGGCAGAAAAGAAACUGUACGAUGCUGCAAGAAUUGGAGAUGUAGCAACACUCCAACAACUCCUCCAAACAAAUCAACAUCUUCUUGAUGUAGUCUCAUUCCCAUGUCUCAAAAACGUGUUGCACAUUGCAAUAAAUCAGGGACAAGAAGGCAUCGUGGAAGAGGUGCUGAAGAUCAACCCGGAGCUUGCUCUCGAGCUCGACUCCAAGAACGCGUCGUCUCUCCACCUCGCAGCUGCAAGAGGGAACGUGGGGAUCGCGAAGAGACUGCUAGCGAUAGCCCCGGAGAUGUGCUGGUGGCAAGACGGACAUGAUAUGAACCCGCUUCAUGUUGCGGCCAUGAAGGGGAAUGAGGCGGUGCUGGAGGAGAUGCUUCAGCUGGACAUUCUUCCGGCCACGGUGAGGCUGCAUCGCGGACAGAUUGUGUUGCACUUGUGCGUGAAACAUCGUCAGCUUCGGACGUUGAUGGUUUUGGUGGCUAAGUUGGACAACUUAGUGAAUGCAAAGGACGAUGAUGGGGAGACAUUAUUGCAUUUUGCUGUUAUGGUUAAUCAACUUGAGAUUGUAGAAUACUUGAAGGAAAAUACCAAACUAGAGAAGCUGACAAAGAAUUCUACUGGCAAAACAGCAUUGGAUAUCUUGAACGAAAGCUUUCGAUACACAAGUACAUACACAAAAAUGAAAAAAAUCCUCAAAAAAUAUUCUUAUCAGUCCAUAUUCCAACACUUGCCUCGGUACACUGAGAUGACGAUGGUCGCGGCCGUCCUGAUAGCGACCAUGGCGUUCCAGGCGGCCGUGAGCCCCCCAGGCGGCGUAUGGCAAGACGACACGAAAGACGAAACAACCGGCCUCAUAACACGCCAUGCUGGCUUUGCGGUCAUGGCUACUAAACAUCCCAAAACAUACAAAAACUUCAUUGCUGCUAACGUUUUGUCGUUCAUUUCGUCUACCAUCGCAAUCUUGUUGCUCUCCACAGCCGGCUCGUCGGACCGGUGGCUUUUCGUGUCAGUCUCGACGUGUUUUGUGUGGGUUUCGAUGGCCGCUAUCGGAGCUACUUAUGGAGCUUCCUUGGUCAUGACCAAUCCUAAUAUGGUAGAAUUUGCAUUUCGCAACGUUGUUUUUAUAGUACUCUCUAUAUUCGUUCCAGUCAUAUAUUAUCUAUUCAUCUCUAAGGUAAUGGGGAAAAGGGUUGACAAGAUCAAGCCCAACUGUGUCAAUGUGAGGGUUGAUCAGUAAUUAUGUUACUACUCCCAUAAUGUUGGAUAUAUUGAUGAGCAGUUGGGUUUUCUUUUCGGUUCUUUCCCAUAAUGCUUUUGUUGAACCGAUGUGUUUGUGGUAUUUCUCAUGUUUAAUAAAGUAGAUUUUGACUUAUUUUUUAA